AUGGCUUCUAGGGACAAAAGAAGAGCUCUGGAACACACGUUGCAACAACUUCGGGAUGUCACAAACUCCACUGCUCUGAACAAAGCCUCGAUCAUUGUAGAUGCCUCAAAAUAUAUAGAGGAGUUGAAACAAAAAGUGGAGGGACUGAACUCAGAGCUGGGGAUCACAGAAUCAUCAUCAACCUCUCAAAUUGAUGAACUACCUAUGGUGAUUGUGAAAACCCUAAAAAAGGGUUUCCUCAUUAAUGUGCUUUUAGAGAAGAAUAGUCCCGGCAUGCUCGUGUCUGUACUCGAAGCCUUCGAAGAACUUGGCCUUGAUCUGCUUGAUGCUAGGGUUUCUUGUGAAGACAGUUUCCAGCUAGAAGCUGUGGGAAGAGAAAGUCACAAGAACGACAGUGUUGACGCACAAGUGGUAAAGCAAGCAGUGUUGCGAGCAAUCAAGAACGAGGACUAA
Messenger RNA from Sphenostylis stenocarpa, 453 nucleotides. The record is from the annotation of a GenBank genome assembly. Lineage: Eukaryota; Viridiplantae; Streptophyta; Magnoliopsida; Fabales; Fabaceae.